AUGGCCGGUGGCGGCAUCCUCCUCAUGCAGCUAGAGCACAUACUCUCCUUUCAAUUAAUAGGUCUCGAGCGAUAUACGCUCGGCGACGACUCCAUAGGGCGGUCGCUGGUGCAAACGCAGCGUUUCUUCGAUAGAAGAUCUCGAGAUAUUGUCGACGAGAGCGACGAAAACUUCAGCGAUGCAGUUCUCGCGUACAUCACAAAGCCUGAUGUGACCAACGAAGAGAUUGGUCUCGUCGAGAAUUCUGGCCCUAAUGGAUUUUUUACGGAAAGUAUUCGGCCCACACUCUUCUUGCUACGAGGCCUCCUUGCUAGAGGUGUUCUAGGGUUCGUAUUUGGCCGAAAACGAUGGCGUGUGAAUUAUGGGCUCGACACCUCCCGCACUCCACCCACCAGACUGGCGGUACCUUAUCGCGCAAAGGAUAUGCCCACUUCUCGUUCCGAAUUUAGCCACCCUAACGUAGUCAUCCUUCUGACCUUACUGUGCUACUAUUACGGAGGUCUAACGGACGAUCACCUGUUUGCGUCUUUCGCCCAUCUUCUGGACACUAAUCAGAGAGAUGUCGAAUUCCAGACCUGGAUCCAAGGUGCACCUAAGCUGCCUCCUACGUUCCGCCAACUCGAAGGCAUCAACCUAAAAGACCGAGCGCAGUGCAAAUCCCUCGUGUUCCCGGCCCUCCGCUUCAACAAGCGCGUCGUCAACUACUUCCUCUCGCACAUUGUUUUCCCGAAAGAAAUGAAAGAGUUUCCUCACAAAUUGUCUGCUUCAGGAUGGGACAUUGGGAAGAUUAAGGACUAUCCAACCACAGCGUUUAGUAGAACAAGUAACUCUCAGGCGUUGCUUCCUUUAGACGUCACGUAUCUGGAUCUUCCGAAUCAGCAGCACACUAAUGCUCUAGUAUUGGACUAUCUCCUACAAGCUGAGAAUUCCGUCGCCUUUCUUCCUGCGGGAGACCUCGCACGCACCUGGCUAAACAUGCACACUACGGAGAGCACUCGUGGAGUCGUGUUUCUCAACGACAGCGAUGAGAUAGUGGUUUUGAAUCGGGAAGGGUUUGUAGAGCCUCUCCAGACAUCGGCCUUUGCGAAUCAACUCGAGACUUGUCUGGUUUUCCUUGACGAAGCUCACACGCGCGGAACAGACUUGCGGCUGCCCCAAGACUACCGCGCGGCCGUAACGCUUGGGGCGAACGUGACGAAAGAUCGGCUUGUACAGGCUUGCAUAAGAAUGAGGAAGCUAGGAAAGGGGCAGACGGUAGUUUUUUGCGUAACGGAAGAAAUCCGUACGAAGAUUCUAGAGAGCCGCCCAGCGACUCGAGAAGGAGCUGAGGUCAGCGUCUCCGAUGUUCUUCACUGGUCGAUCUGCGAGACGUUCUCCGAAAAUCUUGGCGAGACGAGUUUGGCUCGUGAAUGGGCACUUGAAUUCCUGGAAGACGAAGCACAAGACUUAGAAUCCCGUUAUCGGCCAAGGAAAGCAAGUGCCGCAGCUCUCUCGACUUUGGCCAGUUCAAGUAACCCUAGGAACAACCUUAUCGCGAACCGUUGUCUUCAAUUCGAAGAGCUAGAAUUCCACGGCAGCACACUGCAAGAGGAGCAAGAAAGGGAGUUGUCUCCUGAGAUACAGCAAGAGCGACAAGUGCAGCGACCGCCUGCGGUCGAUCCCGUAGAACACCACAUCCAUCCCGACAUGAGAACGUUCGUGUCCACUGGUGUGGUCGAACCCUGCUCCGAGGCUUAUAUGCCAGCCUUCACGGUAUUCUCCAGCAUUAGAACUGCAACCUCUCUCGAUGUGUCGCAGCUUGGAGGAAAAAGGGACCUCCUUGUUACAGCAGACUUCGCCCGCACCGUCAAGAAAGCCGGCGCUUCCAACGUGUCAGACGCCAAUGUUGUGGACUGUGUGAUGGUCGUCAGUCCGCACGAGGCGCAGCAGCUCUAUCCUCACAUCUGCCAGAGCUCGACGGUCGUCCUGCAUGUAUACAAGCCACGCUGGAAUGUCGGCUUUCGUUCACUGGAUCAUCUGCAAUUCUUUACUAUUCCUUCACUUCCGGAGCCACGGGUAGUACGACCUUCGCUUUUGACGCAACUCAAUCUGUUUGCAGGUCAGUUAGCAUGCGACUUCCUCGGAUUGGCCUCGACGAAAGCUGACGGCCGCUGCACUCUGGCUGCAGAUGGAUUCAUCCUCCAAGCUAGCGACGAAGCACAAGGAACGCUUCUCGCCCCCCGCAUUAGUCCCGUGCCAUUCUUGAAGGAGAUUAUGAAGAUUCGGAAGAAUAGCGAAGGCAUUGGCAGGACGCAUGUGGGGAGUAUGCUCGACGGAGUAUUCCUCACGUUGUCUGACUUUGCGGCGCUAUAA
Zasmidium cellare ATCC 36951 is the source of this 2352-nucleotide messenger RNA. RefSeq lists its product as uncharacterized. The transcript is spliced from 7 exons. NCBI's taxonomy places the organism in Eukaryota, Fungi, Ascomycota, Dothideomycetes, Mycosphaerellales, Mycosphaerellaceae. The record is from RefSeq and is a predicted model, not a curated record. Bases 1 to 2352 code for a protein of 783 amino acids.